CGAAGCCGGAAGUGUGUACGAGUGAACCCUCUUACUUCCUCUUGCUACUUUUGGCCGUUUGUAAAAGCAGUAGCAUCAUACAAGGGAUAACGUAAUGAUGGAAGAAUUCGAAGACGGUGUAGCUCCCCCUGCUGAGGAUCUGGCUCAAUGCAACACCUGUAAAAGAUGGUUCUUCCCUAAAGUCCUGGAGAAACAUGCUAAAAUCUGCCAAAAGUCAGCAACCAAAAGGAGGAAGGUUUUUGACUCCAGUAGACAGAGAGCUGAGGGCACAGACAUCCCCACGCUCAAACCUAUUAAACCAAAGUCACAAAGUUCAUCUGCCACUGAGAAAGCAGAGCCCCUUAAGAAGCAAUCCAACUGGCGUAAGAAACAUGAGGACUUCAUCGCUACCAUUCGGGCUGCCAAGGCCCUCACUCAGGUCAUGAAGGAAGGGGGACCAUUACCCCCACCUCCUCCUCCUACUUAUGACCCAGACUAUGUUCAGUGCCCUUACUGUCAGCGGAGGUUUAACGAGAGUGCAGCUGAUAGACACAUCAAGUUCUGCCAGGAACAGGCUGCCCGUAUGCCCAACAAGAGCAAGUUAGUAGAUGCCAAGAAGCCUCCUGGUCGCACACAGUACAAGCCUCCUGCUCCUGUGAAGAAGGCCAACUUUCCUGCUGUGCCAACCAUCCCUUCACCCUCUUCUCGUUUACCUCAGAGAUCAAGCCUACAACCUACUGGAAUGCCUUCUGGUAAGGUUGCAGGUUCAAUGAGGAGUAAUCCCUGCAGCCUCACAAGCUCUUCAUCAGGUAUGGGUAGUAAAACACGAGCAGUGAGCUCCAGCUAUGGCUCUGCGAGGAACACUCGUUCUGGAAUAGGAGUCAACAAGAGGAAAGUAGAUACCUAUAUAUCUGGGACUGAUGUUGAUGGCGGGAAGGAAGUUGACAAUUGUGGAAUGAAGAGCAAGUUCUGUCAUGCUUGUGGGACCAAGUACCCUGUUGAAUCUGCCAAAUUCUGCUGCGAGUGUGGGGUCAGGAGGAUGUGUAUCUGAUAGCUGUCAGAAGAAGGAUAAAGGUAGAGGAAAGUAGGGAUACAGCGGUACUCAAGCUAGCAUUCAAACUUGGAUCUAGUUUCAAAGCGGUAAAUUUAAUUUUGGUCAUGUGAAGUAAUGUGGUCUGACUUGAUAUAAUAACAAAAUCCUAAUUUUAUUGUCCCUUUGACAAUAAUUAAGAGUACCCUGUAGAGCAGAGUCAGUAUCUGCAUUAGAGCGAUUGGUGCAUCCUUAGAAGAAAGUAGAGGAGAAAUGAGUAAGAGUGUAGAUAUAAGCCAAGAUGUGGGUUGUAAAAUGUGAAAAAGGAGUUAAAGGUAAAGUGUUGGAUAAAUCAUUAGAUUCCUAAUAGCUUCCUCACAAACCUAAUAAGUUACUAUUGAAGUGCAAUAUGAUUAACUACUGAGGAAAAAAUGUUUUUCUAAAGGAAAAGUUUUGGAAUUUUGGGAAGAUAUUUUACCAUGGUUUGACAGGGACCAGUACAAAAAAUAACUACCUGUUAAAGGUCAGUGCUCCUGUUACUGCCACUUUACAGGUAAAGUUUGUUUCCUCCUGUCUUAAUGUUACCAUCAUGGGCCUGAUGUUUCUAGACAAAUUUAGCAUUCACACGAUCCCUUUUAUUCCCUCUUAUUUUAUACUAUGAAAUGAGUUAUUUAUCUUCUUGUUCCAUUUAAUUUUCACUGAAUGAACAAUGACUACAUCUUUUGUUAAUGUUUUACAAAAUUAAAAUGUGUUUUUAUUUGAAUUUGUAUGAAGCUUAAAUGCAUCUGGAUAUGUUGCAGUUGUUUUUCUUUUCUUGAAAGUGUCUCUAUUGAGUCCGUAUUCUGUGGAUUUACGUUUUUAGGAUCAAAAGUACGGUAACACUACAACCAUUUUAAAUGCUCUACAUGUGCAGUU
Molecule: messenger RNA, 1924 nt
Organism: Xiphias gladius (swordfish)
Lineage: Eukaryota; Metazoa; Chordata; Actinopteri; Istiophoriformes; Xiphiidae
Gene: zc2hc1a
Product: zinc finger, C2HC-type containing 1A
Exons: 10
Coding region: 95-1030 (311 amino acids)
Source: RefSeq, a predicted model, not a curated record